Messenger RNA from Sorex fumeus (smoky shrew), 5353 nucleotides. RefSeq names its product ankyrin repeat and LEM domain containing 2 (gene ANKLE2). Gene Ontology annotation, molecular function: protein phosphatase 2A binding. Gene Ontology annotation, biological process: negative regulation of phosphorylation. Gene Ontology annotation, cellular component: endoplasmic reticulum. NCBI's taxonomy places the organism in Eukaryota, Metazoa, Chordata, Mammalia, Eulipotyphla, Soricidae. The record is from RefSeq and is a predicted model, not a curated record. Bases 104 to 2875 code for a protein of 923 amino acids. The transcript has 13 exons.
GCCUUACCGGGAACCUGAGGGAGCCUGAGGGCGUAUCCCGGGGCCUCAGCGGGGCCUCAUCGGGGCAGUCCCCGGGCCUGAAGGGGCCUCCGCUGCCGCGCCGAUGUUGUGGCCGCGCCUGGAGGCCGAGUGGGCAGCGCUGGCCUGGGAGCUGCUGGGCGCGUCGGUGCUGCUCUUCGCCGUGCGCUGGCUGGUGCGGCGCCUGGACAAGCGGAGCCUGGGCCGCAGCGGGAUCCCGGCUGUGCCUCCGCGCGCGGCCGCAGUACCGGUACCGCACUCAGGUGAAAUGACAAUGGAUUCUAUCUUGGCUCAGUUGAAACUCCUAAAUCCAGAUGACCUCAGAGAAGAAAUUGUCAAAGCUGGGUUGAAAUGUGGACCUAUUACAUCAACCACAAGAUUUAUUUUUGAGAAAAAAUUGGCUCAGGCUUUAUUAGAGCAUGGAAAAACAUUGUCUUCACCUCCUUCUGAACAUGAAGCUCUCAGCCAGGACACACAAAGGAUUUUGAAGUCAGCUAUAGGAAACUCUGCUGAGCAUAUCAAUUUUUCUGAAGACAGAGAUUUUGGAUAUAGCAUGGGUUUGAAUUUUCCAGAGGAAGAUAGCGUGACAUCUGAGACCUGCUCAUUAUCCAGAGGCAUUGCUGGGGUUGACAGCCACAAAGCUGUGAUGAAGAUCUCUAAAGAGCCACUUCUGUACUAUGGAGUGUGCCCACCAUAUGAGGAUACUCCUGUGAAAAAUGAAAGAAUUCAUGUUUUUGAAGACAAAAAGGAAGCAUUGCAAGCUGUUAAAAUGAUGAAAGGGUCCCGAUUUAAAGCCUUUUCAAGCAGAGAAGAUGCUGAGAAAUUUGCUAGAGGUGGCUUGUACUUAUCUGAGUCAGAAGCAGUGAACAGAGAGCGAGCAAACAGUUACAAAAAUCCGCGCACACAAGAUCUCACUGCUAAACUUCGAAAAGCUGUGGAGAAUGGAGAAGAAGAUACUUUUCGUGAUCUCAUCUGGAGUAAUCCUCGGUAUCUAAUUGGGUCAGGGGAUAACCCAACCAUUGUACAGGAAGGAUGUAGGUACAAUGUCAUGCAUGUUGCUGCCAAAGAGAAUCAAGCUUCUAUCUGCCAGCUGGUUCUAGAGACUCUAGAAGACCCCGAAUUUAUGCGACUUAUGUACCCAGAUGACAACCCAAGCAUGUUGCAGAAACGUAUCUGUUAUAUUGUUGAUCUGUACCUGAAUACUCCUGAUAAAGUAGGCUAUGAUACGCCAUUGCAUUUUGCUUGUAAGUUUGGAAAUGCAGAUGUCGUCAAUGUACUUUCAUCACACCCUUUGAUUGUAAAAAACGCAAGGAAUAAAUUUGAUAAAACUCCUGAGAACGUUAUUUGUGAAAGAAACAAAAGUAAAUCUGUGGAGCUGAAGGAGCGGAUUAAAGAAUAUUUAAAGGGCCACUACUACGUUCCACUCUUGAGAGCAGAAGACUCAUCUUCCCCAGUGAUUGGGGAAUUGUGGACUGCAGACCAGGCAGCUGAGCACUCACCUGACCGCCACAGUUUCGGAGGCCCCAGAGACCCUGUUUUGACCCUGAGAGCUUUUGUGGGACCUCUGAGUCCAUCCAAGGCAGAAGAUUUUCGCAGACUCUGGAAAACUCCACCUCGAGAGAAAGCAGGCUUCUUUCACAAUGUCAGAAAAUCUGAUCCAGAGAGAGGCAUCGAGAGAGUGGGAAGAGAGCUAGCUCAUGAACUGAGGUAUCCCUGGGCUGAAUACUGGGACUUUCUUGACUGUUUUGUUGACCUUUCCUCCCCGGAGGGCUUACAGAAAUUAGAAGAGUAUUUCCACCAGCAGGAAGAAAGCAGAAAGGCCCAACAAGAAAUGAGAGAAAAUGAAGCUUGUCAUUCAGAGAAAGCCUCUGCCUCUGGUCAUCCUAGCAGUUCCAUUUCUGUAAGGACAUUUCUAGGUGAAGAUGAUAACAUGAGCUUGGAAGAAAUUAAAAAUCGGCAAAAUACAGCACGUAAUAAGACCCAUCCCACAGUUGGUGCUUUUGGAGAUUCCAACAUCCUUCCUUUGGAGCAGAAUAUGGAUCUUAUAGAAGUCUCAACCCCAAACAGUUCCCAGGGUAACAAAAAUGGCUUUUAUAGCCCUCCAAGCAGCAACAAGACCCUGGAAGGGAAAAGAACAAAGGCCUCCGGUGCACAGGAAGACCUCUUAUCACCUGUCUCCACUUUGACUGUUGAGUUUGAUAAACUGAAUUUGCAGAAUCUAGGAAGAGACUUUUCUAAGUUGAGAGCAAGUAAAAAUGUGGAAGCUGGAGAAAAGACACUGACAUCAAAAUUAGACACAAAAGAAAGUGACUUCUUAGUAUCACCUGCUGCUACAGGCAACCUCAGAAAGAAACAGAUAAUGAUGGAGAGCGAAGUGUCAGCUGGAAUUGCUGAACUGUGCCUGGAUCCCAACCAUCCUGGGCAGGAGACCCAACACCACAGCACUUCUACACCCUCAGAGCCCCUGAGGAUCCCUACCAUCCAAAGACUCUUCCUCUUGGGAGAGGAGCCCUCAAAGCUGGAUCGAGAUGUUCUAGCAGCUUUAGAAUGUAUAGAUGUGGACCCGAACAAGUACCCUACUGUGCACAGAUGGAGGAGCACCGUUCUGUGCUACUCACCUUCGGACAGACAGAGCUGGCCCAGCCCUGCACUGAAAGGGAGGUCGAAGUCUCAGCAGACAGAUCUUGGUCACCCUUCCAACUGCAGCCCGGGGAGAAGCAGUCCUGUGGUCAACAGCCCUGGGAAGCCCAGCACUGCCUUGUAUUCCCCUGGUGUGGGCAGCCCUGGGCGCUACAGUCCUGCAAAUGGGAGCCACCUCCGCAGAAUGACACUCCUGGCCCAGCCUGCUGGCUCAUAGGGCUCUUACUGUUGUUGUUGUUGUUGUUGUUGUUGCUUUGUUGUUGUUGUUGUUUAAUAAGGGUAAUAUGUUUAUUACCAAAAUGUCAUAAAAGAACAUAUUCUGGUUAAUCUUAUUUUGAAGGUGAGAGUUUUAGAGAAUGCACAUGUUCUGUGUACAUUGAUAUUUUGAGAAGUUGAUGAAAGCUAACUCGGAUACAAAUUUCCUGAAAACUGCCUAUGUGGUAAUGUUACAGAAUUCACCAUGGUAGCCACAGUGCUAGGCUGCACAGCAGUAAAGAUGAAUUUGGUCCCACCUUUGUUUUCUCGCAAAAAUCCUCUGUGUGGCCAGUCCACCCAGUUGAGUAGAGGAAGUGACUAGGUCAUUGUAAACAGUACUUAUAAUUUGGGCCAUUAAGAUGUGAAUCAGGGGCCAGAAGAAUUCGGAAAGUCUUAUAACCAUUGAGGAGGCUAUGCAAAUGGCCACACAGGACUUUGCAGCAACCCCAGCAUUCAUCAGUGCUGGGGCUUGACAUGUUUGUAAUGUCUUAAUACAUUAAAGAGUCUGUAAACUCUACUUUCAAAAUGUAUUUAAGGGGGCUGGAGAAAUAGCACAGCGGGUAGAGUAUUUGCCUUGCGUGCGGCCGACCCGGGUUUGAUUCCCAGCAUCCCAUAUAGUCCCCUGAGCACCGCCAGGAGUAACUCCUGAGUGCAGAGCCAGGAGUAACCCCUGUGCAUCGCUGGGUGUGAUCCAAAAAGCAAAAAAAAAAAAAAAUGUAUUUAGGGUUCAUAUCAGUUGAGUUUUCUUCAUAAAAAUAAUACGUUUUAAUAACUAGAGGUUUACUUUUGGGUUUUUUGUUUGAGGGGUAGGCACAUAUGAUUGUGCUCAGGACUUACUCUUGACUCUGCACUCACAGUUCACACCUGGCAGGCUCAGGGGAAAAUACAGGGUGCUGGGGAUCAAAACCAGGUAGGCCAUAUGCAACACAUGGACCUUGCCUACUAUAGUGUUUCUCCAGCUCUAGAGGUUUACUUUUGAAAGCUACUUGAGUAUUUUAUUUCAGUUCCUCUCUUGCUUCUAAUCCACCUACAAUAAGGGCCCUCUGUGUUGUGGGGAUACCUGAGGCCAAAAAGUUCUGUUAAAGGCUGGAUUUCCGGGGCUGGAGCAAUAGCACAGUGGGUAGGACAUUUGCCUUGCAUGCAACCUACCCGGUUUUGAUUCCCAGCAUCCCAUAUGGUCCCCUGAGCACUGCCAGGGGUGGUUCCUGAGUGCAGAGCCAGGAGUAAUCCCUGUGUAUCGCUGGGUGUGACCCAAAAAGCUAAAUAAAUGAAGGCUGAAUUUCUUCAGCUUUAUUAUACAUGAGGGCUCAUACAGAGGUAGUAUUGUUAUAGCAAGAAUCUGCCAGUGCUUUUGGUAAUGUAAGUGCCUUUUGUAAAUCAUUUAUUUUCCUGAACUUACCUUUUGAGAUUAUACUGUGAGACUACUAAGAAUCCUUGUUCAAAAAAAUCUGAACUGAGUAUAUUGAAAACUUAUUUAUUUCAUAUGACAUUGGUCAGGAAUAUUGGGAUCAAGAUUUAUAUUUUAAUUCAAAAGGUUACACAGUAUUUUCACAGUAUUUUAGAGAAUGCACAUGUUCUGUGUACAUUGAUAUUUUGAGAAGUUGAUGAAAGCUAACUCAGAUACAAAUUUCCUGAAAACUGCCUAUGUGGUAAUGUUACAGACAACCUGUACAUAAGUAAUUUAGGAGAGGCCAGGCAAUAGUAUAGCGGGUAUAUAGAAGACACUUCCCUACAUGCAGUCAACUGGAUUCAAUCCCUGGCACCCUGUAUCAUCCCCUGAGCCUACAGAAGUGUUCCCUGAGAGCAGAGCCAGGGGUAAGUCCUAAGCACCACUGGGUAUGGCCUAAAAACCAAAAAAUUAUUUUAAAUACCAAAGGCAUUUUUUAAAAGGCACCUUUGUUCUCAAGUCAAAUACAGGUGUAUUCACAGUGAUGUUUUCUUUAAACUUUCCCGUACUGUUCUGUAUAUUAUUGUCAGUGUUCAGACAGAAAUUAAAAUUGGUGAGGCCAGAUAGUAUAGCAGGUGGGGCCCUCGCUUUGCUUGCAGGCAACUGGUUUCAAUCCCUGGCAUUCCAUAUGGACCCCCAAGCACUGCCAGGAGUAAUUUCUUAGUGCAAAGCCAGAAGUAAUCCCUGAGCAUCACCACGUUGGUGCCCCCCCAAACAAAAAAGCAUUAAAAUUGGUGCUUAUACCGCAAAUAUGCAGACUUCCAUGGUUUCCAAAAAAUUUUAGAACUCAUUGACUGUUCUUAUAAAGCACUUCUUAUAAAGUGCUCCUGCCUGGUUUCAACAAAGGCAUUAACUUAUAUCCCUAGGUGGUUUUUAUGUUUUUUAACUACUUAAAUAAAUUGUUUUUAAAAUCAUGUAGUUUUGAUUCUAAGCCCUCAUAAAGAACACCCUUCCCUCCCCUGAGAUAACAUGCACCUCUUAGUGAAAUAUGAA